Molecule: messenger RNA, 3119 nt
Organism: Magnolia sinica
Lineage: Eukaryota; Viridiplantae; Streptophyta; Magnoliopsida; Magnoliales; Magnoliaceae
Exons: 3
Coding region: 175-2982 (935 amino acids)
Molecular function (GO): nucleic acid binding; protein binding; zinc ion binding
Source: RefSeq, a predicted model, not a curated record
CCCGUAAGUGAAUGACUUUGUUCUAGGACGCCCUUGCGUGGAAUUGAUGAGAAAUGAAAAGAAAAACGUAAAUGAAGACCCCGCCGAUUUUGCCAAAAACCCGCUAGGGUUUCUCUCUAUCUUCCAAAAGCUCGCCUCCAAGAUUGCUUGUUCAUAGGUAAUUGCAGUCAGCAAAUGGGGAAAACUAUUGCUGUUUGCCAGGUUGGUGGUGAGUUUGUAACAAACAACGAUGGAUCUAUGUCAUAUACUGGUGGAGAAGCAUAUGCAAUACCGGUUGUUCCCAACAUGAAAUUUGAUGAAUUCAAGUCAGAAAUAGCUGAAAUGUGCAAUCGUGAUGCAAAUACCUUAUUCAUAAAGUACUUCCUCCCAAGCAACAGACGGACUCUGAUCACAAUAUCCAAUGAUAAGCACAUGCAGUGCAUGAUUGAUUUUCAUGAGGGUUUGGCGACAAUAGAUGUUUUUGUUUUGGUUGGAGAGACCAUUGCUCAGAACACUGAUAAAACGGAUAACAACCGGGCAAACAGAGGCACAAGUAGAACAUGUCGACCUGCAAGUAGGACCACAAAAAGGGCUGCAGCCACUGAUUCAAUCACGCAAACUCCUACAACCGUCAACAAUGAUAGGAAAGGAAGGAGAACUACGGUCCCUCAUCCAGUGGCUUCAAAUGCUGUCAGGGCUGCCCCUGCCAGUGGUGAUAGCAUCGCAGGUAGAACAUGUCGACCUGCAAGUAGGACCACAAAAAGGGCUGCAGCCACUGACUCAAUCACGCAAACUCCUACAACCGUCAACAAUGAUAGGAAAGGAAGGAGAACUAUGGUCACUGAUCCAGAGGCUUCAAAUGCUGUCAUGGCUGCCCCUGCCAGUGGUGAUAGCAUCGCAGGUAGAACAUGUCGACCUGCAAGUAGGACCACAAAAAGGGCUGCAGUCACUGACUCAAUCAUGCAAACUCCUACAACCGUCAACAAUGAUAGGAAAGGAAGGAGAACUACAGUCACUGAUCCAGUGGCUUCAAAUGCUGUCAUGGCUGCCCCUGCCAGUCGUGAUAGCAUCGCAGGUAGGACCAGGAGCAGGAUUACAUCAAUUGCCACUACAGUCACUGACCCAACCACCCCAAUUGCCACCACCACUGCCGUUGGCAAUGAUAAACAGCCAGCACAAUACAGUUUACUAGAAAACACUAUAUUUGCCGUGGGACAAGAAUUUAAUAGUGUCGGUGACUUCCGUGAUGCAUUGCGUAUGUAUGCCAUUGUAAAAGGGUUUGCAUAUGUGAAAAGUAGGAGUUCAAAAGACCGUGUGACUGCCAAAUGUAGAGCCAAGGGCUGCCCAUGGCGGGUGCAUGCUACCAUACUUCGAACCAUGCAGAGGUUCAAGAUUAAAAGGAUCAACAAUGUGCACACAUGUGGAGGUGGGGUUGGAAAAGAUGGCCAUCCUCAUGCAACAAGUCUCUGGGUUGCGAGCAUUAUAAAAGACAAGCUACGAGAUAAGCCGCAGUAUACGACGAGGGAAAUCAGGAAUGACAUAUAUCGGGAGUACGGAGUCAAUCUGAAAUAUCAACAGGCAUAUGUUGCGAAGGAGGUGGCCCAGGAGAAACUUGAAGAUCUCCAGCCAUAUAGUCAGUUGCCUUGGUUCUGCAAUAGGAUAAAGGAGACGAAUCCAGGUAGUCUUGUAACUCUGACAACAACAGGCAAGUCGAGGUUUCACCGCCUUUUCGUCUCGUUCCAUGCUUCACGGCAUGGGUUUGAGAAUGGUUGCCGCCCCCUCAUUCUUCUUGACGGAACAUCUCUAAGAGAGAAAUGCCAGGGGACGUUGUUAGCUGCGGUAUCAGUCGAUGGGGAUGAUGCCAUCUUUCCCAUUGCCUUCGCUAUAGUAGAUUUUGAAUCCUAUGAUAAUUGGAUUUGGUUUUUGACAGAAUUGAAAUCAGCUGUGUCAACAAAUCGGACCAUAACAUUUGUGUCUGAUAGACUCAACGGUUUAGAGGAGGCUGUGCCACAGGUUUUCGAGGACAGCUAUCAUGCCUAUUCUCUGCAUCACCUUACCGAGGACUUCAAGCAGGUGUUGAAGGGCCCAUCACAGCCGAUGAAGGAUACACUGGCCGAUGAGAUUAAACGUGCUGCUUAUUCACGCAGCAUUACCGAUUUCAAUGCUUGCAUUGGCAACAUCCGGAAUUUCUCACACGAAGUCGCAUCGUGGACCUUGGAAAGCAAGCCUGAACAUUGGUCGAAUGCAUUCUUUAAGGGCUUGCGAUAUGACCACCUAUCAUCGAACAUUGCAGAGUUGUUCUACGGUUGGAUAUCAGAGGAGCACGGGCUAUCAAUAAUACAGAUGAUCGACAUGAUACGGUGUAAGAUGAUGGAGAUGAUUUAUACCCGCCGAGAGGCUUCUAGCACAUGGUCGACGAUUCUCACACCUUCAAUGGAGCAAAGACUAGAGUUAGAGAUACACAACUCACACUCGCUCAGCGUGUUGUCUUCUACAGGGAGCGUGUUUGAAGUCCGUGAUGAUUCGGUCAACAUUGUGGACAUCGAGACAUGGGAUUGUACAUGCCAGAGAUGGAAGAUUACCGGGUUGCCGUGCAUUCAUGCAGCUGCAGUUUUCGAUCACACAGGUAGAAAUACUUAUGAUUACUGCUUAAGAUACUUCACGGUUGAUUGUUACCGUUCGACAUACUCGGAAUCUAUCCACCCAAUACCAGAUAUAGGAAAUCCUGUAAGUGAAGAUUCCAACACCGAAAUGAUUGUUCGUCCACCCCGUCCACCUGCAAGGCCAAAAUCGAAGCAGACAGAAUUGUUUGAUCCGAGUAGGAGGCUAUGGCUUCAUCUAAAUUGCGGUAGGUGUGGUAGGUCCGGGCACAAUAAGAUGAAGUGUCCUACACUGCUGGAAGAAUUGCUUGAUCCUGGUAAGAGGCGAAGAGGCUUUCUUCAACAUUGCAGUAGAUGUCGUAGGUCCGGGCACAAAAAGAAUAGGUGCAAAGAAGUGGAAUAGGGAAAUCUCACUAGUGUUAAUUUCAGUUGUAUUUAGGAAUUAUUUAGUUGGAUGUAAAUGCUAAUGCGCCUUGGGUGAUUGUAUUGGUGUUUGAGUAUUUAGAUGUUUAAAACCAAAAUGAAGAUCGACCCUUGGAU